AUGUCGACCUCUCCUGUCCUCUCCUUAUAUUCAUAUUCUACAUUUCUCCUUUCUUCUUCCGUUUCAUUAUAUUCUUACUUGCGUUUCCUUCUUCCCCCCAUUGUCCACUCUUUAUAUUCUUACGCGUUUCCUUCUUCCGUUUCCAUGUCAACCUCUCCUCUCUUUAUAUUCUUACGCGUUUCCUUCUUCCUCUUUAAUGUCCUUCUUCCGUCUCCACUCUCCUUUAUAUUUUUUCGUUUCCAUGGCCUCUCCUCUCUUUAUAUUCUUUAUUUUCCUUCUUCCGUUUCCAUAUUCUUACGGCAGCCUCUCCUCUCUUUAUAUUCUUACGCGUUUCCUUCUUCCGUUUCCAUGUCAACCUCUCCUCUCUUUAUAUUCUUAAGCGUUUCCUUCUUCCUCUUUCAUGUCAGCCUCUCCUCUCUUUAUAUUCUUACGCCUUUCCAAUGUCAGCCUCUCCUCUUUUAUAUUCUUACGCGUUUCCUUCUUCCGUUUCCAUGGCAGCCUCCUUACUUUCCUUCUUCUUUAUAUUCUCUCUUUAUAUUCUUGCGUUUCCUUCUUCCCGUUUCCAUGUCAUCCUCUCACUCUCUUUAUAUUCUUACGCCUCUUUCCUCUCUUUAUAUUCUUUUUAUUCUUACGCCUUCUUCCUCUUUAAUUUCUCCUUUUAUAUUCUUCCGUUUCCAUCUUCCGUUUCCAUGUCAGCCUCUCUCUCUUUAUAUUCUUUAUAUUCUUUCCAUGUCAGCCUCUCCUCUCUUCUUCCGUUUUCCUUCUUCAUGUCAGCCCUCCUCUCUUUAUAUUCUUACGUUUCCUUCUUCCGUUUUCACUCUCCUCUUUAAUUCUUUUCGGCCUCUCUCCUCUCUUUAUAUUCUUACGCGUUUCCUUCUUCCUCUUUAA
Molecule: messenger RNA, 888 nt
Organism: Acanthosepion pharaonis
Lineage: Eukaryota; Metazoa; Mollusca; Cephalopoda; Sepiida; Sepiidae
Source: the annotation of a GenBank genome assembly